Rhea pennata is the source of this 420-nucleotide messenger RNA. RefSeq names its product struthiocalcin-2-like. Gene Ontology annotation, molecular function: signaling receptor activity. Bases 1 to 420 code for a protein of 139 amino acids. The transcript is spliced from 4 exons. NCBI's taxonomy places the organism in Eukaryota, Metazoa, Chordata, Aves, Rheiformes, Rheidae. The record is from RefSeq and is a predicted model, not a curated record.
AUGGGGAACGGGGUGGACGUGGCCCCAUGGCUGGGGGGCGAUGCGCAGCUGGGUGGGGCAGUGGGCGACUGCCACCAGCAGCUGAUGCUCCAUGAGGACGGCUCCUGCUUCGGCUUCUUCCCCCAGGAGCUGCCCUGGAGGGAAGCCGAGGUCUUCUGCCGGAAGCUGGGCGCUGGGAUCCACCUGGCCUCCAUCCACAGUGAGAGGGAGAACUACGCCGUCGCCGACCUCAUCUCCCGCUCGCAGCACUACAACGUGGACGAUGUCUGGGUCGGACUCCACAUGACCAUGAACUUCCGCUGGGAAUGGACGGACGGCAGCAAGGUGCAGUACCAGGCAUGGGACGAGCACGAGGGCCUCAAGAAGCACCUCUGCGUGGCUCUGGAGGCCACCACAGGUGGGCACAUGGGCCAGCAGUGA